Molecule: messenger RNA, 594 nt
Organism: Ilex paraguariensis (yerba mate)
Lineage: Eukaryota; Viridiplantae; Streptophyta; Magnoliopsida; Aquifoliales; Aquifoliaceae
Source: the annotation of a GenBank genome assembly
GCCCGAUUUCUCUGCUCUCAGAAUGCAAGCACAGCGGCAACAACUAUGGAACCUCUAUGUUCAUGCCAGGGCCAAGGGCUUCCAUUUCAAACUGAAGGCAACAGAUAUCUUACCCGCUGGCAAGUUUUUUCAAUUCUCGAUCCUCCUUAAGCUUUGGCCAUUUCGCAUUGAAGUGAAACUUGAACCCACUAAACAAAAGUCCCUCGAAUCCAAAUUCCUCCAAUUUCUUAAGAAAUUUCGGGUUCGACGAGCCGACAACAAAGCCAUUGCCGCUAGGAAAACCUUGAAUAGCGGAAGAUCUAGUCGGUUUGCUUAUGUGGUGGGACAACGUUCGGUCUUUAUUGGAAACCUUGCUCUUUUGUGUCAAUCAAUCUCUGAGAAGGAUCAAAAAGGAAUUAUCCUACAUGGUUCAAUUGUAUUUUUGUGCUUUGCUUCUAUACUCGAGAACUUAUUCGGUAGAAAAACGUGUGUUUUUUUGGGGAUUUUAAGUUUUUCAAUGGUGGGUUACUCAAUGUGGUGCAGCAAAUGAAAAGUUAUCUUCUGAUUUAUGUAUAUGGUGAAGGCCAUGCCUCAGAAUAUGUUUGGAAAGCUAGG